This is a messenger RNA of Stylonychia lemnae, 8010 nucleotides long. The record is from the annotation of a GenBank genome assembly. NCBI's taxonomy places the organism in Eukaryota, Ciliophora, Spirotrichea, Sporadotrichida, Oxytrichidae.
AUGAAAAUAAAAGCUAAGCAAAGGGUGAAGAGGGCUGAUUUGAAUUCAGGAGGAGUCGAAAUUAAUCCAUCAACAGUGAAUUCAUUUUCAAUACUUAAAAUAUAUUCUUACAUUCAAACAACUAUACCUAAUGGGGGUUUCAUUAGAGUUGUGUUCCCAUCUGAAGUAACUACUAACCCAUCCACAUCAUGCACUAUAACACGACCAACUGGAAUGACUGCUACAUGCACAUAUUCUUUGACAGCAACAAAUCAUAUUUAACUGCUUGCAAAGUUAAGUGGUGGUUCGAUUCUUGAUUAUUUUGAAUUAAAUGUUCAGAACUUUAAGAACCCUGCUUCUACCACAAAGCUAUCUUCAUUUUAGAUAUUCACUCUCGAUGCUAGCAGCUAGUUACUAGAUAAUUAGCAGGAUUUUGUCUUCUUGCAAGCAACGUCAGAUUCAUUCUCAACAGUUUCUAUGACAUCAGACUCAAACAAAGUUGGAGAGACAGGCAAAGAACUUACCAUCACUUUUACAACAAAAAAUUUAAUUCCUAUAGGAGGCAAAGUUUACGUUAAAUUCCCCUAUUGGAAUUCAGAUGCUCAAGGAACAUAGUUCACACUCCAAUCUUAUCUCACUUCUACAAGUCCAGUUUCAUGUACUGGAUUAAGGAAUAUAGCUACUAGCCCAACAUGUGGAUUUGAUACAGCAACAUAAACACUAACAAUUACGAAUUCUUUCUUUGGUGCAGCUGUUACUAGUGGAACGAUAAUUAGUUUUAAACUAGGGAACUUUAGAAACCCACUAACCACCUAAGUAGUGUCUGGCUUUGUUAUUUCUACCGGAGAUGCAUCUACUGGCCUCAUAGAUUCAGCAACUCAGACUCUGUAAAUGUCAAUUGUUGGCUCUAUCACAACAGCAAGCGUAAAGCCUGAUCUUACUACUGUUCAGGAAUUGACUAGAUAUAGAGUUGAAUUCUUUCCACCAGUACCUUUAAGUUAAGGUUGUAUCCUUGAAAUUGUGUUUCCUUCUCAGAUAACAUUAGAUUAAAGCCAGUUGACUCUUGUGCAAGCAUUUGGAUUGCCAAGUACUUAAAGAACUAUCUCUGGAACGAUUGACAAGACAUUGAAUUCCUAUUUAAUUACCAAUGCCUGCCCUAGCUAUAGAGAUAAUUCAAAUAGUGCAAUAGUCUAUUUCUAAAACAUUAAAAAUCCUAUCUAUGUAAUGACAACGAAUUCUAUUGAGAUAAAUAUUUACGACAAAAAUUCUCAGAUGAUAAUAAGUACUUUGGGCGUUGGUCCAACUGUGACCACAACAUUUGGCUCAAUCAAUACUUAAGCUUUGACUAGUGACCAGACAGAGAUAAAUUCAGAAACAACCGUUAAAUUUUCAAUUUAGCCUCUACAUCAAACAAUAAAAAACUCUAAAAUAAUAAUUACUUUGCCAAUAGGUUAGAUGAGAGUGCUAUCAAGUUGUAAUAUUCAAGGCUUAAAUUUGAUAUCAUCUAGCUCAACUUGUCAAACUGAUUCAGCAGCUAAUACAAUAUCAAUCUUCAAUGCUUUUUAAAAUGACUAUACCUAUUCAUCUAGUUAGAAUGUGGAAUUCAAGAUCUCAUAUAUUAAACUUCCUCCUACUACAGGUGUUACUGGAAGCUAUACUUUCUAGGUCUAUACUCAAAAUCUUGGAAUAUAUUAUUUAGUUGAUCAACAAACAUCAAGCAAUCUUUAUAAAGCAACAAAUGGAGUUUUGCUUUCAGGUUCUGUUUCAACUUUAUCAUUAUUUUCAGCUGAAGUAACUUCUUAUACACUAAGCUUUAGAGUUAAGAAUGCAAUAAUUAAGGGGGGCUAUGUUGUAAUUACCCUACCUUCAUAAUUGACUAUUCCAAAUCCUUCAACUUCUGCCUGUUCAAAUUUUGUUAAUUUUGAGGCUACAGCAACAUGCAUAAUUACAAGUAAUACAGUAAGAGUCAAUGAUGGAUUCAAGAAUGCGAACUUUGAAUUAUUCACAGAUCUUAAAGUUACUAUAAGUGGAUUAAAGAAUCCAAGAUCUUUGUAAACAACUGGUAGCUUCACUGUAUAGACAUAUAGCUCUCUUGGAGAUUUAAUUGACAUAAAAACUGAUUAGAUGACAGUUACCAUGAAAGAUACUAAUGUUUUGACAACUCAAACUGUCCAAUCAAACACACUUGUUGUAGGCUCUGUAAAUUAUUACACAUUUACUAUUGCCUCACCUACACCCUUGGUGAAUGGGGACAAAGUACUCAUUUAAUUUCCUACUCAACUUAAUCAACCCUUAGCAAACACUCUAAGCUCUUGUUCAGGAGUCACAAAUCUUGCUAGCUCUUUACCUUGCUCAAUAAGUGGUCCUUAUGGAGUCAUAGUAACAUUGAGUUUUACUUAAACUAUGACAGCUAACUAAGCUUUCUCAUUCAUCGUUAGAAACGUUGCAAAUCCAUCAAGUACACUUCAAACUGAUCUCUUUACAGCUGAGAUUCUCGAUUCAACAAAUGAGCAAGUUAAUAAAAACAACGCAGCAUUGGAUGCUUUUAGAGUUAAGAUGGCAUAGGGUGCUCCUUUAAAAACUAUUACUGUAGCUCAUUAGAUUACCAGACCUUUUGUAGUCACUGCAUUUACUUUCACUUUCAAGCUAGAAAAUCCUCUCCCAGCAAACGGACAAGUUUGGAUUUACUAUCCAAAGUAAAUAACUGCAGAUGCCUCCCAGUUCAAUUGCUCAGUUAGUUAAUCUACUGCUUCACCUAAAUGCACUAUUGAUACAUCAAAGUAAAAUAUCUUAGUAAAGGAUGCCGCUAAUUUACAGGUAGCUGCAGGGACUACUUUCACAGUGAAUAUAUACGGUUUAAUUAAUUCCAAACUUGCUGCCUAAACUAAUUCAUUCCAAAUUGAAACAAGAACAUCAGAUGGUAACAUUAUAAACUACGCUUAUCAAUAUCUGACUGUAACGAAUGAUUGCGACUAUCCUUGCCUCACUUGUUAGUCUGGGUCUCCUAGUAAAUGCUUGACCUGUGAUAUAAUCUCCUAAUACAAGUUAAUUCUCAAUAAUCAGUGCAUAGAAACUUGCCCAUCAACAUAUUUUUCACUGAACAAUUAAUGCUUAAAAUGUGAGUCGUAAUGUGCAGAAUGCUUAGGAGAAGCAGGCUUCUGUACCAAAUGUUCAGCUGGCUUCUACAAGGAGGGUUCAAAUUGUGUUAAAAAAUGCAGUUCUGAUUAAUAUGUAGAAGAUGCUGGAACAUAAGAAUGCUUAAAGUGUAAAAGUCCAUGCUAAACUUGCUCUGGAAAGACCACUAUUUGUACUUCUUGUUUAGAGAAUCAAGAUAAAAAUUUGCUCUAUAUGGGAUUCUGCUAUUCAAAUUGUCCAUUAUCCUCGGUUGCAUCAGGAACAACCACAUGUAUUCCAUGCGAUUCAAACUGUUUAGGAUGUUCUGAGUCACCUUCAACUUGUACCUCAUGCUACUUGCCACUAAAAUUAAACAAACUAGAUAACACCUGUGUAGAUACUUGUCCAGUAGGCAAGACUACUGAUUCUGGUACGACAUGUGAGUACUGUGAUCCUCUAUGCAGAACAUGCGAACUGACUAAUGUAAAAAAAUGUCUGAGUUGUAAUCCAGGUCUCUCUUAUUUUUAAAAGGACUAAACUUGCGUUGGUGUUUGCCCAUAAGGCACAACUUAAAUUACAGGCUCAGAUGGAUUAUCAAUUUGUAAGACUUGUGAUGCAGGUUGUAAGAAAUGCUAGAAAACUUCUGAUUACUGUACAGAGUGUGAUGAUAAACUAGGCUACCUGUUCUAUAAAUUCAAAUGUUAUAAGGAUGAUUGUCCAACUGGGUAUACUAGACUAAGUACUACUAGAAAUAUUUGUGUUAGAGAGGGUUAUGUUUGCCCUUAUGGAUAUGAGUUUAAUAAUUUCGGAGAAUGCGAACUUGUUCUUUAAAUUUGUAGAGAGGGAUAUAAAUUGAAUAGUGAUAAGACAAAGUGUAUACCAGUUCCAGGUGCCUAUAUUCCUCUGAUCUUUUUAAUUGCUAUUGCCAUUUGGACAGGAUUUGUUAUCUAUAAAUAUCGCAAGACUCAUGCUCCGAUUGAUAUUAUCACUAUGCUUUUGACAUUUUACACGUUCGUUUAGACUGUAUCUUAUAUAACAAUGCUUGGACUUGCCUUUGAGCUCGACUAUGUAAUGGUGAAAGGAGUUCAUAUGAUGGCCUUUAUCUCUAUGUAUCUUGCAAAUGCUAUUUUUGGAUUAGUUUUUCAUUUGAAGUAUAGAAAAGAGGAUCCAGCAUUUGUUCAUUGGUACUCUGAGAAUAAGAAAUGGUAUAAUAUUUACAAGUAUACAAUUUUCAUUUUCAAUUUCAAAUCCAUAAGAGGCAUAUAUUCUUAAUUAUUCCCACCAAGGACUUAUUUUAAUGCUGGGUUCUCAGAUAGAUAUAAAAAUCUCAUCAAGCCAUUGUUUUUAGUGACUGUAUUUAACUAUGUGAUUCAAGUGAUGCCAGUUAUUGCCAUGGAUAUUUACAACUUUAUCUACAUUCCUUGGGGUUAUCAAAUUAUGGUAAUGUCUAUUGAUAAUAUGAUAAUGGGAUUGGGCAUUUUUAUCCUUGAGAUUAUUGAAUUCGCUCAUUAUAAGAAGUUAGCGAUUCAAGAAGGUAAUUUGAUGCAAAACUAAAGAGGCUACUUAUUAAGGAAAAUGCCCUAAGAUGAUAAUGUAAUGAGUGUAAUAGAAGACGAAAAUUCAAUGAUGUCUUUGAAUAAAGAUAAUUUAUUAAGAGCUCAGGAUGCUACAUUUGAUUAUGAGAAGAAGAUGAUUAUAAGUGAGUCAGGUAGAAAAAGCCAUCUGAAGAGAUAAGAGGCUACUGAAAAAGAAGUUCUAGAGAAAUUGGUCAGAAAACUUAAUGAAGAAUAGAAGUUUAAUAGGAUUUAUGAUGAUUAAGAUGAAGAUUAGGUGAAUCUGAUGGACCCACUUGAGAGGGAAAAGUUAAGAUAAACUUAAAUACUACUUGAAGAUCCGAUGGCACAGGAUAAACGUAAAAAAUAUGAAAAGGAACAGCUUAGAGAAAAAGUUGAGAAUAAGCUUUCAUUUAGAUAACAAGUGGUUUAGCCUGGUCCACAUCAAACUUAUCUAUAGAAAAAAAUCUAUAAUGACCUGCAAUAUCCACUUUUUGGUGAUAGAGAUCUUUCAAGUUAUGGACUGCUAGAUGUGACAUAGGAUCCAAAUAAUACGACGUUAGAUAUAAUUAAUCAGACUAUGAUAGAGCCAUCUGCUCCUAUUAAGUAACAGUAAAAUGAAGAAAAUUUAGAGUCAGCCAGGACUGAGAAAUUCGAGCACUAAAGACACAGUGAUUAAGAAAUUAUCUCAAAAGAUUUCAAUUAGAGUUAGAAACUAGGAAAUAAAACUAGAUCAAUGUCAACUUAGAACUUAUUGAGAUAGCUAGCACUGCAUGAUAUUGAUUUUGAUGAGCCUUCUAAAAAUAUUGAGGAAUUUAACAAAUUUAAGAAAGAGUUCUAGGAAGAUCUUGAGAAGCAGCGCCGAGAACUUAACAUUAAGAAGCGUGACUGCUAAUCCUGCGAUGAUGAAAUAAUGAGAGAAUGGUACGAUGAUAUGGCACCUGAGUCUGACUUCGACAGAUCUGAAUUCUCACAUGAAAGCUAUCCAAAUAACACUAAAAAGCUGAAUGAUGUGGAGUACUUGGCUAAGUUGGAAUUAUUCAGAGAAAGACUUAAGUUUAAAUAUCACUAUAACAAUUGCUACACUCACAUCAAUGAUCCUUAUAAUAAAAAGAGUUAUAAUUUAGCUAAAACUAAGAACGUCACAAGAAGAACUUAGACUUAUGAAAAAGACAUCGCCAUAGGUUAUGACCCCUUUGCCAAAGAUCAUAACUACUAGCAUCUCUUGGAUGAAGAUAUGAUAGCUGAGCUUGAUUUAGAGUUCAUGCCUAAUCUCAUAGAAAAUCUUAUAGACAACAUUUCCUCAGAAGAAUCUUUUAUUGAGAUGAAAAAAGAUACUGUUCCUGAAGAGGAUCAAGCUAACUCAGAUGACUCAGACUUUGACUUUGAGAAGAUAAAGCAGUCAAAGAAGAGAAAGAAGGAUAUUCAGUUUGACUUAGAUGAUAUCAUUGGUAUGUUUGACAUAGAUGAUUUUGGAAAUAUCAUGCUAAACAGAGAUACCAUGAGAGAUAAUUUGAAUAGAAAGGUCAACAACAAUGGAUAUCUAAUUGAUAACUAGAGAAAUAUAGUCAAUCAGGAUGGAGUUAUUAUAUUUGAGUUUGCAGAACUAGAUGAAAAUGAAGAAAUACCAUUACCCUAUAGAUUUGAAAAGAGAAAGAAGUAGCUUCUCAAGCAAGAGGAGAAAUUCCAUCAGGUGCAUUCAGAAAGAUAGUUUGAUAUAGAUUCAAUUCUACAGGGAGAAGAGGAUAAGAUUGAGGAGGAAUUCUAAAAACUUAAAGAUGUAUCAAGGCCAAGCAGUGUUGACUCUAUGAUUGGUGACUUGCCAACAAAAUUUGAUAAGAAUAUUGCUGAAAAUCCAGACAAUAGUGAUGGAGCAAUACAGUCAUAGCCAUUUGAUCUAGGUGAAGAUGGAUUUGCUAUUAAAAAUGAGGAUUCUGCUAGAAAAAGGGAUAGGGAAUUAGCUAAAGCAUACGGUGGGAAGCCGCCUAAGGCUAAAAAGAAGAAGCGAACAAAUAAAAAGAAGAAGAGUGAAUUAGAUGGAGAUAGAUAGCUCACUGACAGAUUAUUCCCUUAUCUACAGCAAGAAGAGGAGAGAGUGAAAAGAAUGGCUAUGAUUUCAUAUGGAAUUCAAAAUAACAGUGCAGUUAAACCUAUUAAUAGUCUAUUGGAGGAAACAAAACCAGAUGAGCUAAGGAAAACAAAAGAUUUUGAAUCUUUCUUCAAAGAUUAAAUGAAGGAAAUAUAGUAAUAUAGACAGGAAGCCAAAGACUAGCUAGCUUUGCAGCAAGUGCAGUCUCAGCCACCUUUCCAGAUCACGGAAUAGAUGACAGAUGAGGAUUUGGAUGUUGAUUUCCCAGCUCAGCAGAUCUAAUUCUAUCAUGAUGACAAUCAAAAUGCUGAGAAUAUUAAAAGAAUAGAUUCUGCUACUACAGAUAAAACUUUUAUGAAUAAUUGGGGUUCCUAAGCACUUUAAAAUCAAUAAUAAGAGGUUUAGCCAGAUCCUAUGUAAGAGUUAAUUUAAUAAGAUGCCGAGAAGGCUAACAGAUUCUUUGAAAGAGUGAAUAGGAACAAAUAAAACCAAUCAGCAGCUUACAAAUCUAAUUCAGGGAAUUAAAGCUAGCUUAUAAGAAACCAGUAAAUACUGAACACAGUAAAUGCUGCAAGCAAUAUGAACUUCUAUUAAGCAAAUCCAAUGCUAAACAAUCAGCCUUAAAGCAUUUUAUCAAUGAGUUCAAUUCCACUUAAUUAGAUGGAUACAGGAGAUGAUUAGAACUUUAAUCAUAUAAUGCCAUAGGAUAAAGUCCUGCAAACUGGCUCAGUUUAAGCAAAGAAAUUUGACUUCUAUCUGCCUGUAUCAAAAGGGCAAGCUUAAGUAAAGAAGAAUCUUUUAAAAGGCAAAGAAAAAAAGGAUAUCUCAUUCAGUGAGAUUGGAAGGAUGUAGCUAGCUGGAAACGCUAAGAAUAGUGACAAUAACAAUAAUGGAGAAAGAAAGAUCAAGGGAUUGGAGAAAGUUUAUCUUUAGAGAUAUCCUGCUCCACCUAAAACUACACAAGGAGAAUCAAGGACUAUUUACGGAGGUGCAGGAGGAAACGUCGGAUAAAAACGAAAACUUCUUGGGCAGGGUUAGUUUAGAUCUAAUACAAUCAAUGAUUCAAAUCAACUUAAUAGAAUUAACAAUAGAGGAGCAUAUGAUCAGAAUCUUAGUGGCAGUGCUGGUGUAAAUGAAGGUUUCAAUUAGAUGCUUAAUUAAGAUUUAGUGGAUUAUGACAGUAAUCCAAAUCACACGACAUCAGGAGGUAGACUUUAAGUUACAACUGGACAAUAUGAAAAUUUGAAUCAAUUAUAAAAUAAUAAUUGGUUCUGA